Lactuca saligna is the source of this 324-nucleotide messenger RNA. NCBI's taxonomy places the organism in Eukaryota, Viridiplantae, Streptophyta, Magnoliopsida, Asterales, Asteraceae. The record is from the annotation of a GenBank genome assembly.
AUGGCUGGUUCAUCUAAAACUGCGUCGUUUUCUUAUCAAUCGACCUCUAUGGUCAUGCUAAACGUGAAGCCUGGUCAAAAUAUGAUUCUCGAUCUCACCGCCUCACGCUACAAUGAAGCCCUAAGGCCGAUGGUGGAGUGCUUGCGUUUCUCGCCACUGGCUCAAGCUUUGACCAUGGCAGAAUCCAUUCCUCUCAUCCAUCUUUCGAAUGCGUAUUCCUCUACUUCUUUCAUCCAAGCUAAUGAUGUGAUUACCUUUGAGGUUGCUUCAUGUAAGAUCUCUAUUACCAAAGAUCUUUUCUACAGAAUACUAGGGUUUGGUUAA